AUCACUAAAAUACAAGCUCUUCCCUCUGAAAGUAAAAUCUGUGGAAGAAAAAAAAUCUCAUAGAAGUUUAAGAGGAUAGGACAUGAACUGAUACUGUUGGCGUGACUGUAUCUUUGUGGCGAACAAAUCUGACGAUGAAGUGUGUAGCCUUGCUGUCAGUGGUUGCGUGCGCCUUCGCGGUGGCGAUUUGGGCGGCGAACGGUGAUGACAUCUUGGUCCCACCGCGCCGGGAAGUUUACGGCAAUGGCCGAAUAUUCGACAUCAGUCACCGGUACCACCCUGAGAUGCCGGAAUUUGAAUCGAAGGACGGCAUAGGGCAGUUCCUGUGGCUUCCGAAGAGCAUGAAGAACGGCUCCAUAGCUAACAACUCCGAAAUGAAGCUCCCAACCCACACCGGCACGCACGUCGACGCUCCCGGCCAUGUCUUCGACCACUACUUCGAUGCUGGCUUCGACGUCGACACGCUCGACUUGGACAUCCUCAACGGACCUGCUCUAUUAGUCGAUGUUCCAAGAGAUAGUAAUAUAACUGCUGAAGUUAUGAAGUCGUUACAUAUUCCAAGAGGUGUAACACGCGUUCUCUUCCGAACUUUAAAUACAGACAGGCGGCUUAUGUUUCAGAAGGAAUUUGACCCAAGCUAUGUAGGAUUCACAGUGGAUGGAGCAAAAUGGCUUGUGGAGAACACUGAUAUCAAAUUUGUAGGAAUUGAUUACCUAUCUGUUGCUUCUUAUGAUUACUUGAUUCCAUCUCACCUUGUUUUUUUAAAAGAUCGGGAAGUCAUUCUUGUUGAGGGCUUGAAGCUUGAUGAUGUUCCUGCAGGAUUUUAUUCAGUCCAUUGCUUACCUCUUAGGUUGUCUGGUGCCGAGGGAUCACCAAUUCGGUGCAUUCUGAUUAAGAAUUAAGGAAACAGUGUUGUCUCAAGUGCAGGGGGAGGUGCAAAUCAUCAGGGGUUUAUCAUGUGAAAUGUGAGAGGGAUGCAACAAUCUUAGCGUUAUGUUGAAUUUGGUGUUCUUUUGUCUAUUAGGCUGGAACUGCUAAAUUCGCAGUGGUGCAGUUAUGGAGCAAGAUAGUAAUGAACGUGUUGUACAUCGAGUUUUGUGGCUUAGGUUCACAGUUACUAGAUACACGCAUAAGACGUUAUAUUUAGAUAAUAGCAUUAUGCUUAAUCUGGUUUUCUCUUGUCCCAUAUGUUGGGACAGAAUAAAUUGGCACAGUGGUGUGCAUCUUUAUGCAGCAAGAUGGUAUCAAUAAUAUUUUUGAACUCUAGGGACUAA
Messenger RNA from Vigna radiata var. radiata (mung bean), 1274 nucleotides. RefSeq names its product kynurenine formamidase. Gene Ontology annotation, molecular function: arylformamidase activity. The record is from RefSeq and is a predicted model, not a curated record. The coding region runs from base 135 to 902 and encodes 255 amino acids. The transcript is spliced from 7 exons. NCBI's taxonomy places the organism in Eukaryota, Viridiplantae, Streptophyta, Magnoliopsida, Fabales, Fabaceae.